AGGAGAGCGCAGAGCAGGUCGCACCAUGGACCACAUCGCCUAUGCUGAGAUGAACUUCACCAGGAAAGAAAAGUCACAAGACAAUUCUAUCUCCGUGGUUCCAGAAGUCUCUCCGCAGAGUGAUGACAUCACAGUCACAUAUGCCGCCGUCAGGAAUACACCAGGAAAGAAGAAACCUGGAAAGAUCCAGCAAGUCUCUCCACAGAGCGAUGACAUCACAUAUGCUGCCGUGAGAAAAACACCCGGAAAGAAGAAAGAAAACUCAGACAAGCCGCAGCAAGUGUCUCCGCAGAGUGAGGACACUACAAUCUCAUACUCAGUUGUCAGGAAACCACAGAAGCCAGCGGAGGAGGCACAUCCUGCUACAGCCAAGGAAAGGAGACAUGUUGCUGGAUGGAUGGAAAUGUUAUUACAGUGCAAAGGUACAAGAUGGUAUCUGUUCCUCGUCCCCACCCUGAUUGCCGUCAUCCUGUUCAUUUCCACCGUCGUCCUCAGCGCCACCUGCACAAGCAAAAUGGAUACUCACUGUAACGGAUCAGAAACAUGUUCCAAAGGAGGCCGCUAUCCCCUGUGUCCGGAUAACUGGAUCCUUAUUGAUAGCAAAUGUUAUUUCUUCUCUGAAAAUAAAAAGAACAAGGAGCAGAGUGAGAGAGACUGCGCAGAGAGCGGCUCCGGGCUGGCAACGGUGAAGGAGGGGUUAAUACUGAAACUGGUGACUAUCACAGCACAGGAGUUCUGGAUUGGAUUAACUCCUAAAGGAACCCAUUACCAGGGGAGCGUGUGGUCAGGAGUAUGGGCGGACGGGAGCACAGAGAAGUGGCUCCUAGUGGAUCGCCUGUCCCUGUGUGGCCAUACACGCCAGCGGUCUGUCAGCGAAGGGACUGGAACUUGCGUCAAGAUGGGACAUCGCCUGUCGCUGGAGAACUGUUACACAGAGCUGCACUGGAUCUGCGAGAGGGACAUGGUGUGACUGUGCAGCUGAGGAGAGACCCUGCGUGUAACUGUGACAUAGGGAGACAUGUACUAAGCAGUGAUAACUGUGACAUAAUUGUGUAUUUGUCACCACAUAUUAAACUGUAUGUUAUCA
This is a messenger RNA of Pseudophryne corroboree (corroboree frog), 1087 nucleotides long. Its product is annotated as killer cell lectin-like receptor subfamily F member 2. The record is from RefSeq and is a predicted model, not a curated record. Bases 26 to 970 code for a protein of 314 amino acids. The transcript is spliced from 10 exons. Lineage: Eukaryota; Metazoa; Chordata; Amphibia; Anura; Myobatrachidae.